AUGGCGACUGGUGGAGAGUCUCCGAAUCUCCCGCCGUCUUCAUCUCAGCCCCCGCCACCAGCAUCACAGUCGUACUUCGCUACAUUAGACCACUUUACACCCGAUGAGAGUGCGUCCUUCGACCGUGAGUUUGGUCGCCUAGCGUCGUCUCAAGAAUGGGUCCCCGGGUCGCAAGAGUACACACGGGAACGCACCGUUGCCAUGCGGGAGGAGUUAACGUCGCUCUACUUCACCCCCCCGACAAUGGCUUCCAACAACAAGCAGCCUGAACCACUCACCGAUGAGCAGAAACUGAAGGGGUACCAAGACCUUUGUGAUGAGAUUGGCAUUUCCCCAGCCGACUCUAUUGACGAGUGCAAGAAGCACCUGAAGAGCACGCUCGUCAACAUUGUGGACCUUAUCGAUGCACGGCGGACAGGCUCGGCGGCUAUGGUUUGGCAAGAUCUCGACGCGUUUCGCACAUACACGCUCCAGGAUGAACAUCGGAUCAAUAAGGACGAGGCCAAGGAAGGCGAGGGGCUCCUUGCAUCUUUGCUGCAGAAUUUCAGGCUACCGCGGCGUCACAAAAGAAUACGGGCGAAAAGAGAUGCAGUCGUCCACAGCGUGACCACAGGACGUGUGGGCAAGAAAAGCCAGCGAUAG
This is a messenger RNA of Emericellopsis atlantica, 642 nucleotides long. RefSeq lists its product as uncharacterized. The transcript has a single exon. Lineage: Eukaryota; Fungi; Ascomycota; Sordariomycetes; Hypocreales; Bionectriaceae. The record is from RefSeq and is a predicted model, not a curated record. Bases 1 to 642 code for a protein of 213 amino acids.